Molecule: messenger RNA, 4881 nt
Organism: Eremothecium gossypii ATCC 10895
Lineage: Eukaryota; Fungi; Ascomycota; Saccharomycetes; Saccharomycetales; Saccharomycetaceae
Gene: CMR2
Product: Cmr2p
Exons: 1
Coding region: 1-4881 (1626 amino acids)
Cellular component (GO): cytosol
Source: RefSeq, marked provisional
AUGGACUUCAGCAUCCCGGCGCACUUGAGUGCGGAGGCGGUGGGGCAGUUGCAGGAGCUCAUACAGGAUUACAAGGACGGGAACUUGACGGCAAAGGGCUACGCGUCCAAGCGGGCGCAGGUGUUGGAGCGCGGGGCGGGGUCGCCGGUGCGGGACGGCGCGAGCAUGUGCAGCGGGGCAGGGGUGCCGACGCCGCAGGCGCUUGCGUCGCCGUUGUCGUGCCUCUCUGCGGGGACGGGGUUCCACGGGCGCGAGCAGUCGGUGUCGUCGACGAUCCGCACGAGCGGGCAGCAGGACAUGCAGUCGACAGGGUCAUUCUCGCUCUACCGGGUGACGACGUCGAACUCGAACACGAUGGCGGUGCGGGGGUACGGGGACGGGCGGGGGGCGCCGCGGCCGGAGCGGCGGACGUACCAGCCUCUGAUCCCGCUUUUGCCGCGGAGCGCGGAGGGCGCGCCGGCGCACUUGGACUCGUUGCCGUCGGUGUUGCGGGGGCGGUCGCAGACGUACGACCGGGAGACGGCGAUGGUGAGCAUCAGCGCGCGGGGCAAGGAGAACUCGAUCACGUGGGAGAAGCUCUACCUCCGGGCGGAGAAGGUGGCGCACGAGCUCGGCAAGACGAAGGUGUACAAGAUGAACAAGCUCUUGCUCUGGUACGACCCGGGCGAGGCGAUUGAGUUCGCGGUGGCGCUCUUGGGGUGCUUCAUCGCCGGGACCAUCGCGGUGCCGGUGUCAUUUGAGACGUACACCUUGCAGGAGAUCGUGGAGAUCAUCAAGCAGACGAACGCGAAGUCGAUCCUCAUCUCCGAGGAGUGCUCGAAGCAGCUCGACACGCUCUACGUGAACAGCCGCUCGAAGUUGAAGUUGCUCAAGAGCAACUUCUUCUCGCAGCUCACGUUCAUCAAGACGGAUGAUCUCGGGACGUACGCCAAGGCCAAGCGCUCGACGCCGGCGUUCGACAUACCCAACGUGGCCUACAUAGAGUUCACGAGGACACCGCUGGGGAAGCUUUCCGGCGUUGUGAUGAAGCACCAGGUGUUGACACGCCAGUUCGAGAACUUCACUGCUAUUCUCAAUUCCCGCUCGAAGAAAAACUGGCGCAAGGGCGACAUACGAAGACCGUACACGCGGGGCAAGGAGCGCUUCAUGCGCUACGUGAUUCUGUCCAGCUUGGACUCCACGCGCUCCACCGGGUUGGUGCUCGGCACGCUGUUCAAUAUCUUCAGCGGCAAUCUCUUGGUCUGUGUGCACCCCCAUUUGCUAAGACGCCCGGGCAGCUACGAGUCUAUUAUCAACAAAUACAGGGCCGACAUUCUACUCAGCGAUCAGUUGCAGUUGAAGCAGGUCGUCAUCAACUAUUUGGAAAACCCAGAAUCGACAAUAUCGAAGAAGAACAAAAUGGACUUUAGCUGCAUAAAGUGGUGCAUUGCCUCGUGCACGACAAUUGACACAGAGGUGAGCAACAUGAUCGUUCAUAAAUGGUUGAAGAAUUUGGGGUGUUUAGAUGCGUCGCAGGCGUACUCGCCAAUUCUCACUCUUCUUGACUUUGGUGGCAUUUUCAUUUCUUUGCGGGACCAACUAGGUAAUCUUGAGAAUUUCCCGUUGCAUGACUACAAACUAAGACUUCAGGACGAUGUCUUCAUAGAUAAAGAACAGUUGAAGAAUAAUAUCGUGCAGCCAAGCAUCUCCGCGAUGAUUAACUCAUCCAGUUCUAUCAAGGACUUUUUACGCUUAACGACCUUCGGAUAUCCGAUCCCAGAUGCAAUGGUUUGUGUCGUCGAUCCGGAUACGCGCAUGCUAGUCGAAGACUUAACGGUGGGAGAAAUCUGGAUUUCAGCGCCGAGUGUCACCGACGAGUUUUAUCAUAUGGAUAAACUAACUGACUUUGUUUUCAACGCCAAGUUGAAUUUCAAAAAAAUGCUAGCCACGCUAGAAGAAACAGAACUUCACUGUAGUAGGGAAUUAUACGCAUCGAGCAUUGAACGUUUGGAUACAAUAUUUUCGCUUUUUCCCCCAGAUACUACAUUUUUGAGGACAAAGUUGAUUGGGUUCAUACACAAUGGUAAAAUCUACACUUUAUCUCUAAUUGAAGAUAUGUUUCUUCAAAACAAACUAGUAAGGCUGCAAAAUUGGUCGCACACUUCGGAUAUUACUAGGUCCAUAAAAGAUCCACCUUCUGCUGAUAAAGAGGUUGCGGUCAAAACGGAUAAGGCUCUGAGUUCCAAGCGUGUCGUACAAACUUUUUAUCUACAGCACGUCAGCGAGAACUUAGUGCGCACUGUUGAUAAGGUCUCCGAGGUUGCGGCCUUUGAACUAGAUCAUGACAAGGACGAACAUUUCCUAGUGGUAGUAGUUGAAAGUUCAUUGGCCAAUACUCCUGUUAUUGGAAGCGCGGUCUCCAGUGCUAUUCCGCAGAUAAAUAUGGCAGAUAAAAGAACGUUAGAGCGGAGGAUGAAUGAUCUUACUGAACAGAUUUAUAAAAUUCUAUGGAUAUUUCAUAAAAUACAGCCUUUUUGUGUUAUGGUGGUUCCCCCUGGCUCACUACAGAGGAGAUAUUGCUCUUUGGAGAUAGCCAAUAGGACGGUGGAAAAGCACUUUCUCAACUGCAGUCUUCACUCUAAGUUUGUCAAAUUCCAAUUGGAUAACGUGAUUCUGGAUUAUGUUCCACAUUCUUCUUACUAUAAUGAGAGUAUAUUCUCUGAGCAUCUUUCAAAGCUACGGCAUAGGUCCCUCGAGGAUAAUUAUUUCAAUAGUAUGGGUAUGAUUCCGGAAUCUGCUCUUCAGACAUCAGGUCUCGAUUAUAAAGAAGAUACUUUGGACAGCCGGACUUCUGAAAAACUAGGCAGAUUUGAGACGAUAAUGGCUAUUCUAGAGUGGAGAUCUCAAAAGCAUGGGAACGACUUUGCCUUUUGCAACGGGAACAGUUUCUCGACAGCAGGUGCAUCGAUCGACCAAAAUAAAAAGUUUUCGUGGAACUCGUUUAGUUCACUCGUUGCAUCCUACAUCAAAAAGAUUGUAGAAUCAAAAAGUCCAUUGAAACAUGGAGAUCAUGUCGUGGUGAUGGCAGAUAAUUCUGUUGAUUAUACUGCUAUUGUUAUCGCCUGUUUUUAUUGUCGGUUAGUCGUCAUUCCAUUGCACAUAAUGCAUGACUCUCAUAGUGAAAAAGAGGUCAAUUAUCUACUGAAAGUGAUAGAGGUCUACGAAGUUAAACGACUCUUCGUUGAUCAUAAAGUUGAAAAUUUGUUGGAACAAAACACACAUAUUAGCAUCCUAUUGAAGAGUCAUAAGCACGAGCUGCCUAAGAUCACUGUAUUCACUAAAGUGAAACGGAAAAAUUCACUUGCCCCUAGCCAGUUCAAAACUGUGCUUCAUGAAAAAUUCGGUCGUUUAUCUAAAACAGAUCCUUGUGUUGUUUGGAUUAAUCACGAUGAUGACGCCUCUACGGACCUAAAUGUGUUGAUGUCACACUCAACCUUAUUGAAGAUGAGCAAAGUAUUGAAAGAAACCUUAAGAAUGACUAAUGAAAAUCACAUAUUCUCUGUCACUAAUUAUACCAGGGAUAUAGGGUUUUUGCAAAGCUGCAUUCUCGGAAUAUACGUUGGCGCCACUACUAGUCUCUUUAGCCCAUCUGAAUGUAUGAUGAACCCUAGACAUCUCCUAAUAGGUCUACAGAAUAUGAAUAUCAAGGACUUGGUUUUAUGUCCGGAUAUGCUAUACAUGCUUAUGGAUCGUGGGUGCGCGAUGAUUGAAAAACAAACUCAGAUGGUGGUAUCCUCUGGAUCAAUCGAUAAGCGUAGAGAUACAGAUGCCGCGACCGUGCUUUAUCCAAACUUCUUGAGGAACAUCCAGAACAUUAUGGUUCCAUUUACAGGACGUCCAAGAUUCCAAGUAAUGCAAACGCUUUUGAUGAAGUACAAGUUAGCUGGCAGCUCUGCUCUCCAGAUCAACUACUUGUACCAACACCGUUUUAAUCCCUUUAUUGCAUUAAGAUCCUAUCUAGGGAUUCCUCCUGUUGAUGUAUACUUGGAUCCAAUUGCCCUUCGUGAAGGUAUUAUUCAUGAAUUUGAUCCAAGUACAGCUAGUAGCUCUGUUCUCAGCUCUGCUAUCCAUUUGCAGGACUCUGGUAUAGUAACUGCAUGUACUGAGGUUACUAUCGUGAAUCCUGAGACAUUGGAACAAUGCUAUGAAAACGAACUUGGAGAGAUAUGGUGCUGUUCUGAAGCGAACGUCUUCGACUAUAGUAUCUGCCGUCUAGGUAACAACACGGCCUCUGCUAGCGAAGCAAACCGCACACCUGUCCAAAAGCCAAUGCGCGAUCCUUUCAUUACUCAACAGUUCAAAGCUAAGAUAAAGAAUAACAGCCAUACUGAUUUAUCAUAUCUACGUACGGGGGAUCUCGGGUUCAUUAAAAAUAUCACUCGCCCAGAUGCUGAUGGCAGGCCCAUGGAGUUGUCAAUACUAUAUGUCUUGGGGAGUAUAAAUGAAACGGUGGAGAUACUAGGCUUGACGCACUUCGUAGUGGAUCUCGAAUCUACAGUACUGAGAACCCACUCCAGUAUUCUCAACUGCAUGGUUGUGAAGACAGGAGGGCUUCUAAGCUGCCUCAUUGAGUGCAAUUCAAAAGUAAAAAUCCCGGAAUACUCCAAUCUAACGCCGUUGGUUGUUAGUAUGCUCUUGAAAGAGCACGGGGUCGCUUUGGACUUAUGUUGCUUCGUAAAGCCCAACUCCCUCAACUAUCUGGUGAAGGACUGGCAGAAAAAUAGGAUGAAAAUCCUAAAUGACUGGUUGGGGAAGCGGUUGUACAUCGAGGCACAGUAUGGCGUGAACGUCGGCGAGAAUAACUCCAUCUACCUCCUGUCGGAUUUUGAGAAAGUACAUUGA